GAAAUUGUUAAAGAGAUAUAAACAUAAUACUCUUUUUCUAGAAGUAAAUUUAAUUUUUCAAGAAACGUAUAUUUGUUUUCUUUUUGUUUUAUAGUCAACCCAAUCUAGUUAGAUUUAUGAUUAUUUGUUUACUGACACUGGUCGAUACUUUCUUUAACCAAUAAGGCGUUUUAUUAAAAUGCCGCCAUAUCUGCAUUGUUUUGUUAAAUAACAUUUCACCGAAAUUUAUGUUGCAUAAUGAUACAUUGAGUUACAAUUGUUUUUUUUGUUUCUUUUGUUAAAAAUACGUGUAAUUAUAAUACUUAAUAUUUCAUUCUUCUUAUAUAUUAACCGUUAACAAUGCCACGUGAUAUACGAUCUUAUUUCACUUGCACUACUAAAAAAUCUACGAAUCAAUCUACGGAUAAAUCUGCGGAUAAAUCUAUGGGUAAAUCUACUGUCAAAAAGAAAAAAAGAGCAAUAAUCUCGUCUGACGAAGAGGACACAAAGUCAUGUGCUGUGGUAAAACGUACCAAGUUGACAAAGAAAAUUAACAAGCAUCAUGUUUUAUCUGAUUCUGAUGACGAAGUUCAAAUAAACUCAAGUACUAAAAAUAAAAAAGCUGAAGUCCAACUGGUUAAUGAUGUAAAAUCUCAUAUCAAAAAUGAACCGGAAAGCACAAUUUCACCAGCAGAAAUGUUUAGUAAAACAUCAGUGACACGAGAAACAAUACCAAGAGUGAAGAAGAAGCCGAAGAAACAGGAGGCUAAAACUCACUUAGAUGACGAGUUUGAAUUUACAUUGAGCAAGUUAGAUACAACAAUAAUUGAAAAAGAAUACUUACAAAAUGUCGAUGAAGAUGAACCUCAAAACAAAGACGACCGGAAAGAUGAGAAAGAGAAGAAGCAUAAUAAGUCUGUCGAUGAUGAAAUAUCUUACAAAAAACAAGAUAUAAAACAAGGAGAUAAAUCUUCCAGUAAUAAAGAGUUUUCUUUCACCAAUGUAGAACAUAAUAUUGAUAAAAAAAUGAAAAACUCUCCUAAGAAAUCAUUGAAACGUUCUAAUCAUACUUCUGCAAUAGAAAUUGAACCUAAAAGAUCGAGAAAAGAGAAUGCUAACAGUUCAAUAUCAGAUGAAUAUGAGGAAAGAAUUCAAAUGAAAAAACAAAAUUCAAUAUUAUAUCAGAAAUAUCUUCAAAGGGGUGGUGCAAGAAAUCCUGGUUCUAAGGAAGUUCCGCAGGGUGCAGAAUAUUGCUUAGCAGGUCUAAGUUUUGUAAUAACAGGUGUUUUGGAUUCCUUAGAAGAUAAUGAAGCUAAAGAAUUAAUUACAAAAUAUGGUGGUCGUAUUUUGCAUCAAGUAUCGAAAAACACAGAUUAUCUCAUAGUAGGCGAAGAAUAUGGACCUGUAAAGAUGGCAAAGGCCAAUGAAUUAAAGAUAAAGAAAAUAUCUGAAGAUGACUUGUUGGAAUUAAUAAGAACAAGACCUAAAGGAAAAGCUGAAGAUGUAAAGCAAUCUCGUGCAAGAUCGAAAGAAAAACCAAUGUCAAAGGUAGAACCUUGUGUAAUGCCAAAACCGCACAAAACUGUGAAAGAAACAAUGGAACCUAUAAAAAGAACAGUGGAACCUGUGAAGGAAACAGCAGAACUUGCAAAUGAAACUGUAAAAUCUGUGAAAGAAACAGCAAAACCUAUGAAGGAAACAGUGGAAUCUGUGAAAGAAACAGCAAAACCUGUAAAAAAUAUAGAGUCUUCAGUAACGAAACUAGAUACUGAAGUAGCGAAUAAUACUAUAAUAACGGAGAAUUGUGAAGCAUUAGUUGAUAAAUACAGACCAAAAACUAUGAAACAAAUAUUAGGACAACAAGGAGAUAAAAGUUCUGCGAAGAAAUUAUAUACUUGGUUAUUAAAUUGGCAUAAAAAUCAAAAUGGAACUAAGAAACAUAUUAAACCUAGUCCUUGGGCAAAAAAUGAUGAUGGAGCAUUUUUCAAAGCUGCUCUGUUAUCUGGAUCACCAGGUAUUGGUAAAACUACUACUGCUCAGGUUGUAUCUAAUGAAUUAGGUUUCGAUCUGUUAGAAUUUAAUGCUUCUGAUACAAGAAGUAAGAAACUUUUAAAAGAAGGAGUUUCUGAAAUUCUAUCGAAUACAACAAUAAAAACCUACUUCAGUAAUCAAAAAGGAGAAGAGAAAGCUAAGCAUGUAUUAUUAAUGGAUGAAGUUGAUGGUAUGGCUGGUAAUGAAGAUCGUGGAGGUUUGCAGGAAUUAGUCAGUUUAAUCAAAUCUACGGAUGUACCAAUAAUUUGUAUUUGCAAUGACCGAAACAAUCCGAAAAUGAGAACACUCUCCAAUUAUACAUUUGAUCUCAAAUUUCAAAAACCAAGAUUAGAGCAAAUUAGGGCGGCAAUGAAAUCAAUAUGUUAUAAAGAAAAUAUACAAAUAUCUACAGAACAACUUGAUCGCUUAAUUGAAUCAACUAAUCAAGAUAUUCGUCAAGUGAUUAAUCAUUUGUCAUUAGUCGAAAAAUCUGAUAUCGUAAAAAAGACAGAUAGUAAACCAAAUAAAGAUUUGAAAUUGGGUCCUUGGGACGUAGUGAAAAAAGUUCUAAGUUUCGAAGAGAACAAAAAUAUGAGUAUUAAUGAAAAAAGUGAUCUUUUCUUUCAUGACUAUAAUAUAGCAUCGUUGUUUGUACAAGAAAAUUAUCUUUCAGUUAUGCCUACAGCACCGAAAACUGAAUUAUUAGAAAGAGUCGCACAAGCUGCGGAGAGUAUAGCAUUAGGAGAUGACAUAGAAAAAGAAAUUCGAAGUAACAAUGCCUGGUCCCUUUUGCCAAUUCAAGCUUGUUUUUCUUCAGUUAUUCCUGGUAAUAUGAUGUCCGGAGAUAUAAAAAAUCAAAUUAAUUUUCCAUCCUGGCUUGGGUGUAACUCGAAAAAGAAUAAAUUUGAUAGAUUAUUGCAAGAGAUAACUGUACAUACUCGUUUAACUACUGGUGCGAGUAAGGAAGCUGUCAAUUUAGAUUAUUUAAAUCAUAUAAGAGAUGCAAUUAUUAGAUCUUUGAUUAACGGUGCUGAAGGAGUAGAUGAAGCAGUUAAAGUUAUGAACCAUUAUCAUUUGUUAAGAGAGGAUUUAGAUUCCUUAAAUGAAGUUUCUUUAUGGCCAGGACAACGUAAUUCACUUCAAACUGUUGAUAGUAAGGUACUAGCAGCAUUUACCAGAACAUAUAACAAGAAAUCUGGUGGUGUACCUUAUACUAUUAAUAGCAGUAAAGUAAAAAAAUCUACAAUGGCUUCGCAAGAAAAUUUAGAAUUUGUAGAAGAUGAUAUAAAUUCAGAUGAGGAAGAAGAUAACAUCAAUACUGAUAAAAUGAUUAAGGCAAAAAAGCCAACGGCAAAAAAUAAAAAAGAAACGGAAAAAAAAAGUAGUGAAAAACCGUCCACCAAACGUGGAAAAAAAAAAUAAUUUUUUAUAAGGAAAUAUAUGCAUGUAUUGUCAUGCGUAAUUACAUACUACAUAUAGUUGCUUUCUAUGAUUUAUUAAAGUAAAUGUUCUGUUCAAAGUACGAUUCAUGGCAAACAAGUACAAAUCUGUAAGACUUUUAAGUUAUAUGGUAUGUCUGUUCUGUUUUUCAUUAAAAACAUAUCUAGUUUCUACAUAUUUUUUUCUAACAAUACGUAUAAUAUAAUUAAGCAAUUUUAAUAACAAACAAAAUUCGCACUUAUAUUUCAUAAUAAUUUAAAUAUUCCUAAAUAUUUUUUCUCAUUUAUGUUGCGUGUGUUAAUACUAUUAUGAAAUUUUUUACUUUUUAAAAUACUACCGUUUUAAAAUGAACGAUUGCAGCGCCAUUUUCGUUGCUGAUUGGUUCUUUGCAUUUUCAUUGACGAUCGCUCAUUGGUUGAUGCCUUGUUCCUCUCAAAUGUGCCAACUUCAUUUUAGUAAUUAUAGUUAAUUUUACCAUAUCCAUCAAUUUUAUGGCUAUUCGAAAGAACUUCAUUUGUUUCUUAUUUUAAUUCAUUUGUUUUUUAUUUUAAUUUUUUUUUAAUAUUUAAAUGAUUAAUUAUGAUAAAAAUAAUUUAGUUUUCCAAGAUUUUUAAUAGUUCACAUUUUUCUUUUUACUUGUUAAAAUUAAAUUACCCUAGAACAUUGCUUGACAAGUUAAAUUGCUCGCAAAUAUAUUUUUUUACAUUGAAUGCAAAUAAUAUAUCCAUUCUAUUUUUAUUAUAAUAAUCAAUAAAAAAUAAAUUAAAAAUGGAUUCCGUAAAUCUGUGUUCCAUAAAAUUUUGUAAAAUAUUGUUGCUCUUGAAAAAUUUAUUACAUCUUGAAAAAAGUGAUUUCUCAUUUCUUUAACAAUGAAUGAGCUAAUCUGAAAUUAGUAUUGGUUCGUAUGCUCUUCGAGUAUAUAAAAUUGCUAAGGAAGUAUAUAAUAUCACUAUUGUAGUAGUCUAGUUUUUAUUUAAAUAUAGUUGUAACAAGAAAACGUACUCACAUAACUCACGUAACGUAUAUUGUAUAUUAUUCUGUCCCUUUUACAAAUGCGUUUUAUUACGCAGUUCCUUUCACUUGUGAUUCUUUCGCAGUUUAUUUUCGUCGAUCGAAAAUGUAUUAGAUCGAAAAGUUAUCGCAUAGAUGUAAAACUUCAUCAUUUACUGAAUUACGAAUAAAUAAAAUGUAAUUAUUCAAUGUAA
This is a messenger RNA of Vespula vulgaris, 4655 nucleotides long. RefSeq names its product replication factor C subunit 1 (gene Gnf1). The transcript has 16 exons. Bases 340 to 3432 code for a protein of 1030 amino acids. NCBI's taxonomy places the organism in Eukaryota, Metazoa, Arthropoda, Insecta, Hymenoptera, Vespidae. Gene Ontology annotation, molecular function: ATP binding; ATP hydrolysis activity; DNA clamp loader activity. Gene Ontology annotation, biological process: DNA replication; DNA repair. Gene Ontology annotation, cellular component: nucleus; DNA replication factor C complex. The record is from RefSeq and is a predicted model, not a curated record.